Messenger RNA from Scatophagus argus, 5040 nucleotides. It is a transcript of the gene rps6ka2, whose product is annotated as ribosomal protein S6 kinase, polypeptide 2. Bases 1111 to 3276 code for a protein of 721 amino acids. Gene Ontology annotation, biological process: protein phosphorylation; intracellular signal transduction. Gene Ontology annotation, molecular function: ribosomal protein S6 kinase activity; ATP binding; magnesium ion binding. NCBI's taxonomy places the organism in Eukaryota, Metazoa, Chordata, Actinopteri, Scatophagidae. The record is from RefSeq and is a predicted model, not a curated record. The transcript is spliced from 22 exons.
AUCUGCUUUAGAAUGAUGCUUUCAGGGCAGUUUUAAGGGAUAUCUUCUGUGUAUUCCUGCCUGUGCGUGUAUGUAGUAAAAUAUAGUACUAUAUUUGAGCCUUUCUGUCCUUCAAUCUGUCCAGAUCUGCUCCAUGUGUAUGAAUAUUAAUGUUGUGAUCUCCUUACAGAGCUAUAAUCCCACUGGGACAAAGACACCAGUCCAUAAUCCGGAAUCUCCUCCCACAGCACAGCACUGCACAUUGAAUAACUACAUGUGAUUACAUAUUCAGUUGUGCUGAACUGUCAGGACACUACAUGCCAGCUAUAUUCUAAAUAUGAACCAGAUCCCGUCAAACACAUGGAAACGGUACUAUGAGCUCUGUUUUUCAUGAUGUUCCAAGUUUGGGGAUCACAGUUUGAACAUCUGAGGUGAAUUACUCCUGGCUAAAAAUAUAAAGUCUUAUUUUAGAUAAAAUUAAAGCCCAGGUCAGCUGCGGACAUAUGACUCAGGUAGAGCAGUAGUCCUGAUUUAACCCAAUUCCAUCUAAUAAAGUGUCUCUCCCAUUUCCCCUAGUCUCUAUUUCCAUCUCUCUCUCUCUCUCUCUCUCUCUCUCCCUCUCUCUCUCUCUCUCUCUCUCUCUCUCUCUCCCCCUCCGCUUAUGUAACACUGCAGUUCUGCAAAGCUGCUGAUGUUACAGAUCCAAGUACCUACACACACACACACACUCACUCUCUCUCUCUCACACACUUGCCCAGUGAUCAACCAGAUCACACUGUACUCUCUGUGAUUGCUGUCCUUGCUUCUGCCAUCAUUAUUGAUUGAAACAUUGACUGUUGUCCUGUCCUGACUGUUGUACUGUUGUCACAUUGAAUUGAAUUCUGUUGCAAAGUCACAGAAUCUGAGCCACAGUGUUUUCCACAGGCUUUCACUGUCUGCUUCACUGCUUACAUUCUGACAUUUGUCUCAUGAUUGUUAUUAUUAUUAUUAUCUUUAUUAAUAUUAUUAUUAUGUCUCUCUCCUUGUGUGUUACUGAGAUGUCAUGCAGGAGCAAAGGAGAAGGGACAGAGGACGAGCCAGACAGAGAGAGGUAGCUGGGUUACACCAUGUGACCUCGCCAGCUGUUGCUGUAUGCUGGUGGGAGAAACAAAAAGGGAGGAUGACAGCAUACUUAAGGAGAUUGACAUCAGCCACCACGUUAAAGAGGGCUGUGAGAAAGCAGACCCCUCUCAGUUCCAGCUGCUUAAAGUUCUUGGGCAGGGCUCCUAUGGAAAGGUGUUUCUGGUGAGGAAGAUCAGAGGAGUGGACAGAGGCCAGCUGUAUGCCAUGAAGGUCCUCAAGAAAGCCACACUGAAAGUUCGUGAUCGCGUACGAUCUAAGAUGGAAAGAGACAUUCUGGCAGAAGUGAACCAUCCAUUUAUAGUUAAACUGCACUAUGCCUUUCAGACAGAAGGAAAGCUCUAUCUGAUCCUCGACUUCCUCAGAGGAGGAGACCUUUUCACUCGUCUGUCAAAGGAGGUAAUGUUUACAGAAGAGGAUGUGAAGUUUUACCUUGCAGAGUUGGCCCUGGCCUUGGACCAUCUUCACAGUCUGGGCAUCAUCUACAGGGACCUCAAACCUGAAAAUAUUCUUCUGGAUGAAGAAGGACACAUUAAGAUAACUGACUUUGGACUGAGUAAGGAGGCCAUUGACCAUGACAAAAGAGCUUAUUCCUUCUGUGGAACAAUUGAGUAUAUGGCUCCAGAAGUGGUAAACAGGAGAGGGCAUACACAGAGUGCUGACUGGUGGUCAUUUGGGGUACUUAUGUUUGAGAUGCUGACAGGAUCAUUACCAUUCCAAGGAAAAGAUCGGAAGGAAACAAUGGCACUUAUUCUAAAGGCUAAGCUGGGGAUGCCGCAGUUCCUCAGUCCUGAAGUGCAGAGUUUAUUAAGAGCACUCUUCAAGCGGAACCCUGCUAAUCGACUAGGUGCCGGACCAGAUGGAGUGGAAGAGAUAAAAAGACAUCGAUUCUUUGCAUCGAUCGACUGGAAUAAGUUGUACAAGAAGGAGGUGAGGCCUCCGUUCAAACCCACAGUUGGAAGACCUGAAGACACUUUCCAUUUUGAUCCUGAAUUCACCUCCAGAACACCCACUGAUUCUCCCGGCAUCCCACCCAGUGCUAACACACACCAGUUGUUUCGUGGUUUCAGCUUUGUUGCAACGAAUCAAAUUCAGGAGCCCAGCAUUGCUACAGUAGCACCUUCUCGUCAGGAAGUGAACAACAUGAACCCCAUAGCACAGCAUCUCCGGGGUGACGUGGCCUUCAGUGAUGUUUAUGAGCUUAAGGAGGAAGUUGGACAGACAGCGACUUCUGUCUGCAGAAGAUGUCUGCACAGGGUUACAGCUGUGGAGUAUUCAGUGAAGAUUAUUGAGAGAGCGAGAAAAGAUCCAUCAGAAGAGAUUGAGAUACUGCUAAGAUAUGGACAGCAUCCAAAUAUUAUUACACUGAAGGAUGUGUUUGACGACGGCCAGUGUGUGUUCCUGGUCCAGGAUUUACUGAGAGGAGACGAGCUGCUGGACAGAGCUUUGACAGUGCCAAACUUCACAGAGAGAGACGCCUCAGACAUCAUCUGCACACUGACCAAGACUGUGGAAUAUUUACACUCACAGGGGGUUGUGCAUCGAGACCUGAAGCCCAGUAACAUUCGCUAUUCUGAUGACAGUGGACUUCCAGAAUGCAUCAGGAUAUGUGAUUUUGGUUUUGCCAAACAGCUUAGGGCUGAGAAUGGCUUGCUGAUGACCCCCUGUUACACAGCGACAUUCAUGGCUCCAGAGGUUCUGAAGAAGCAGGGUUAUGAUGCAGCGUGUGACAUCUGGAGUCUGGGGAUCCUGCUAUACACCAUGAUAGCUGGUUUCAGUCCAUUUGCCAACAGCUCUGAGGACACAGCAGAGGAAAUUCUGGCUCAAAUCGGCAGUGGGAAAUUCAUUAUCACAGGAGGGAACUGGGACCUGGUAUCAGAUGCUGCCAAGGACAUUGUGAUCAAGAUGCUCCAUGUGGACCCUCACCAGCGCCUGACUGCCCCACAGGUUCUCCGUCACCCCUGGAUUGUAGACAGAGACCAGCUAUCUGACAGACCCCUCACCAGACAGGAUGCACUCACUGUCAAGGGGGCACUGUCUGCUACCUAUUCUGCUCUGAGGCGCUGUGCUCCUGCUCCGGUCCUGGAGCCUGUACAGUCCUCCAGCCUGGCUCAGCGGCGAGGAAUGAAGAAACUGGGGAGUCCGAAAGUUAAUACAGACCCUAAAGAAAAAGAGUAGCCUCAACAAAUAUAGAGAAACUCAAAAGUUGAACACAGAUGCACAUCAUUUAAGAAGAAGUAGUCUUUUAGAAAAGCACACACUCACACACGUCGUUAUAAUGUGCUUAUAGGCCCACAAACUGAAUGUAGCAGAUCACAGAAAUAAAAUCUGAUUCCAAAGCUAACCAACAUGAAAGCUUCAGUUCACUCAAUUCAAAGUGUAAGUGUUUAAAUUUUGGGUACCACAAAGUUAGUUUGAAUGCUGUCCAAUAGCAAAUUGGUUGAGAAAACAUUUAGCUAAAUUUUGUUCUCAAGCAAAAUUUCUUAGUUCAGUCAUGGCGGUAAGGAACUGAACCGAUCUGAAUGGGCAUUAAUUUGUCUUGGCUAUACAAAUCUCGCUAUACAAAGCUCAGUUAGAGCAGUAGUGCAAUAUAUAUAUAUUUUUUUUUUGCCUUGAUCUUUAGCUAUAGUAGCUCCCUCGAAAGUGGGACAAAUUAAUCUGGUGACCAAAAUUAGAAAGCAGUAUUCAGUGCCACACAAAAACAUGCCAAAUAGUCUGUUUACUUUAAUUUUCAUAUUCAGCACAUAAAUGUAUGUCAUCAAGAGUUCAUGGACAGCCAUUACUCUGACAUGUAUCUAAUAUUAGACGUAUUACAAUAACGUGUUUGAAUGGAGAGCUGUCAUUCGGAUUAUUACAUUUUAUCUGCAAUUAGUCUUAUGAAUUCUAUGGAUUAUGCAUGUUAAAAUGUAAAUAUUCUACCAAAGGGAAAUAUCACUUAAGUUGACAAUACCACUGAAGUCUUACUGUUCCUGAUAUGCUCCAUAAUUUUACUGUAUGUAUUGUUGUCUUUUGUAAAUGCAGCCAUUGACUCUUAUGAAACUUACUGUUAAAUGUGUCACUGCUGCACUCGCCAGAUCAAAUGGAAAACUGAGCUAUGAAAGUGUUUAUGUUGAGCGUAGUUUGUCAUGUUUUUCAGAGCAUAAUUCAAAACGUUAUUUGACUUAACAGCAGUCAUAGAGGCAGGGAAACCCGGAAAUGUCCCACUCAGAGCAGAACUCUGCAGCCUAAUUAGUUUCUGAGAGCCAAAAUGCCUGGAAAGCACUCAGUCAGAGGAUUGUACAUACUGUCUAUUGCUGCUGCCCUGACUGGAUCUAUUAAGAAGCUGUACAGUCACAAAUACGAGGUAAGACUGAACAGGGUGUUUUGCAGAUGCGAGUAGCGCACUUUGUGUUGUACAAUUACAGUGUUGUUACCAUUGUAGAUUACAAAGCUCCAAAAUUAAUGCACAUACUUACUGGUCAGAGGUAAAACCAAACUUUUGUGAUGUGUAACCAAUAAACACUGUAGCAGAGAUACAGUAAUUCUGUGAUAUUAUGUUUGUUCAUACGCAGACUCUAUGUGUUGUGAUGCAUUGCACAACUGUAAGAGGAGGAGCUGGGACUGAUGCAAUUAUAAGUAUGCAGAUAAGGUUGUAGAUAUUGUGUUGUACAACUUUAAGUUUGAGAUAAAGCUGUAAAUAUUGUUUACUAAAUUAGGUUGUACAUAUUGUCAUGCAGAACCACCCCUAAAGAGGUUAAAUUGUAUAUAUACAGUGUUGUACAUCUAAAAGCAAGCAGAGAGACUGUAUAUAUUGUGUUUGCAGACAUACUGAGAUUGUACAUACUAUACUGUGUUGGACAUCCAUUGCUCAGAGUGUACAUACUGUCUAUAACUGGCCAACCACUGAAAUUAUUGGCUGGAAUGCCAAAGUUUUACAAAUAAAGGAAAAGAAUGGACAUGGCA